This is a messenger RNA of Alternaria incomplexa, 1494 nucleotides long. RefSeq lists its product as uncharacterized. Gene Ontology annotation, biological process: transmembrane transport. Gene Ontology annotation, cellular component: plasma membrane. The record is from RefSeq and is a predicted model, not a curated record. Gene Ontology annotation, molecular function: transmembrane transporter activity. Lineage: Eukaryota; Fungi; Ascomycota; Dothideomycetes; Pleosporales; Pleosporaceae. The transcript is spliced from 4 exons. Bases 1 to 1494 code for a protein of 497 amino acids.
AUGUUCGGAAGGAAAGAGAAAGACGUGCCGUCUCCGGACGUGGACAAGACAGAUCCAAUCCCUCACUAUGACAAUACCUACGACGACGACCCGGCACUUGUCCCAUGUCCGCCCAACACCACGGAAUCCAAACUCGUGACCAAGAUUGACCUCCAUGUCAUUCCCUUCCUUUGCAUCAUGUAUCUCCUAGCCUUCCUGGACCGUGUCAACAUUGCAAAUGCGAACGUCUUUGGCCUCAGCGAGGAACUUGAUCUGGCACGAGAUAAUCGCUACAACACUGCUCUGGUCAUCUUCUUCGUCCCCUACAUCCUCUUCGAGAUCCCGUCCAAUGUCCUUCUCAAAAAGAUGAAACCUCGCGUCUGGCUCAGCAUCUGCAUGUUUGGUUUCGGUCUCGUUACUAUGCUGCAAGGCUUUGUGCAAAAUUACUCUGGCCUGCUUGCGACUCGAUUCUUUCUCGGUGUGUUCGAGACAGGCAUGUUUCCGGGUGCCUUCUACUUGAUUGGUAUGUGGUACCGCAGACACGAGGCGCAGAAACGAUAUUCGUUCUUCUUCAGUUCAACGACUCUGGCCGGAGCCUUUGGUGGACUGCUAGCUUCUGCGAUUGGCAAGAUGGACGGCAUGCGCGGAUAUCAGGGUUGGAGAUGGAUCUUCAUUCUGGAAGGACUCUUGACUGUUCUGGUUUCGUUCGCUUUCUUCUUUCUGCUCCCAAACUUCCCGGAAGAAGUGAAGUGGCUCUCGGAACCCGAACGCGCGUUUGUCAAAGCCAGACUUCAAAUCGACCAAGGACGCUCCGCACGUGAACGACCUAUCAAGGCCAAGGACGUUGUGAAUGUGUUCAAGGACCCCAAGAUCCUCAUUGGCGGACUCAUGUACUUCGGCUUGAUCGUACCUGCCUAUGGUUACGCCUACUUCUCUCCCACCAUCAUCCAGAGCUAUGGUUACUCCAAGAUCCAGACACAGCUGCACAGUGUUCCUCCAUGGGCCGCCGCUUUUGGUUUCUCGAUGCUUGUCGCAUGGUUCUCGGACAGGCUCAAACACCGCUUCCUUUUCACCAUCUUCCCCAUCGCUGUAUGCAUCGCUGGAUUCGCUAUUCUGAUCACCGUACAUGACAACCAUGACCUGCAAUAUGGAGCGCUCUUCCUUGUCGCCAUGGGAGCCUACACCGCCAUGCCGGUCAUUGUAUGUUGGUUCAACAUGAACUUGGGUGGUCACCACCGUCGAGCUGUGGGAAGUGCAUGGCAAGUCGGCUUUGGCAACAUUGGUGGAAUCAUCGCUGUCUACUCGUUCUUGAAGACUGACGCGCCAAAGUAUACGCGAGGGUAUUCCAUCAGUAUCGGCUUUGUGUGCCUCAGUGCACUAAGUUGCUGCGCGUACUUUGUCAUGUGCAGUUUAUCGAACCGAAAGAGGAAUAAGAGCGUCAGGGAUGUAGGAUUGACGGAGUAUGAGAAGACCGAAAUGGGCGAUCUGAAUCCGGAGUACCGCUAUCUCUUGUAG